Molecule: messenger RNA, 4771 nt
Organism: Phyllopteryx taeniolatus (common seadragon)
Lineage: Eukaryota; Metazoa; Chordata; Actinopteri; Syngnathiformes; Syngnathidae
Gene: prkd2
Product: protein kinase D2
Exons: 19
Coding region: 478-3270 (930 amino acids)
Biological process (GO): protein phosphorylation
Molecular function (GO): protein serine/threonine kinase activity; ATP binding
Source: RefSeq, a predicted model, not a curated record
CUCGCUUUUCCUUUUCUCUCAAAAAAAUUGUGAAGUUGAAACUGACUCGUAACGAGCGCAGUCUGUCGCUCGCAUUUAUUCUCACCGUUUCCUGUGCGGGGGGAGGCCAUUUUGUAACCUGAGAAAGAUUUUUACCUGCUGACUGUCUGUCGUUUUACUUUCACAUUCAAGUGUGUGGACUUUUAUCUUUAGUAGAGCACGACGAGGGAAAAAAAGUGUCGGCAGCAGGAGAAGAAGAAAAAGGAGGAGAAAUAGGUGGCUAGUUUUCCUUCUCAGUGUGAGGGUGUGUGUUUCUCAUGUAAGAGAGAGGAGACACCGUGAAGAAAGAGCACAAAACACUUCCUGGAGAUUAGAGAAGGGACCCCCUUUAUUCCAAGGGGAACCUGGAGACUAUGCUCCAUCUUCCUGCGUGGGUGAGACUGUGAAUAUUUUUCCCGAGAGUGUUGAGAGCUUCAUCACACAGGUUUGUUUGGGAGGAUGGCCAACGCAAGCCCCUGCAUGCCCCCCACGGGCCAGAUGUUCUUUCCUCCGGGGGUCUCCACGCUGCACGGUUCGGCCGCGGUGACCCCGGUCCCCGUGGCAUCCGUGUCUCCGCAGGGUUGCUUCAACGUGAUGGACUUGAACCACGGGCUGGGUCUGUCGGGGGGUGCCACGGUGACCUCGGUGCCUCCGACUGCUGCAGGGGUGUCCUUCAGCAUCCAGAUCGGCCUAACGCGAGAGUCGGUGCUGAUGCCACAGAGUGCAGACUUGGCCUACGUGAAACAAAUUGCCUGCUCCAUUGUUGACACCAAGUUCCCAGAAUGUGGCUUCUAUGGUAUCUAUGAUAAGAUAUUGCUGUUUAAGCAUGACACAUCAACCAGCAAUAUCCUGCAGCUGGUUAAAACUGCAGGUGACAUUCAGGAGGGAGAUCUGGUGGAAGUGGUGCUCUCUGCGGCAGCCACAUCAGAAGAUUUCCAGAUUCGGCCCCAUGCUCUAAACGUGCAUUCCUACCGGGCCCCGGCCUUCUGCGAUCACUGCGGCGAGAUGUUGUUUGGACUGGUCAGACAAGGGCUUAAGUGUGAUGGGUGUGGACUGAACUACCACAAGCGCUGCGCAUUCAGCAUUCCCAACAACUGUAGAGCUCGGAAGAGGCGCCUGUCCACAACUUCUGUGAGCAGCAGCCAGUCUCUGCGGCUCUCCACCAGCGAGUCCGUUUACAGCGUUGGGACCACAUCUACUUGCACCGAGGACUCUGGCCUUGUCCGCUCACACACGCAAAUGCCCCGGACACCGAGUGAGGCCCGGCGCUUCUACACGGGCCGACCCGUACAUCUAGACAAGAUCCUGAUGAGCAAGGUGAAGGUGCCGCACACGUUCGCCGUCCACUCGUACACGCGUCCAACGGUGUGCCAGUACUGCAAGAGGCUCCUCCGAGGGCUCUUCAGGCAGGGUCUGCAGUGUAAAGACUGCAAGUUUAACUGCCAUAAACGUUGUGCAUACAAAGUUCCUAACGACUGUCUUGGCGAAACCAUUGGAGAAAACAGAAGUAACAGCGAUAUGCUGAGUCCCAGUGCUGACCCUGAGGUGCCCAUGGACUAUACCAGCGACUACGACGCCUCAGACAAGUCCUCAAUGGACGACUCGGAUGAAGCCUGCAGCAUCCCGGGCUCGUUCUCUCCUGAGAGCAACCAGGAUGGAGUCAGUGCAGACCAGAGUGUUUACAUUCCACUCAUGAGGGUGGUUCAGUCAGUGAGGCAGACAACCCGUCGAUCCAGCACAGCCAUCAAGGAGGGAUGGAUGGUUCACUACACCAAUAAAGACACACUGAGAAAGAGACACUACUGGCGUCUGGACUGUAAGUGCAUCAUCCUUUUCCAGAACAACACCUCAAACAAAUACUACAAGGAGAUCCCUCUCUCAGAAAUCCUGGAGGUGCGACCAGCCGGUAACUUCACUCUGGUACCCUCCGGUACAAACCGGCACUGCUUCGAGAUCAUCACGGGCACCAUGUGCUACUUUGUGGGGGAGGACCCCAACACCCUUCCUUCCCAGUCCCCCCAGCACUCCCUCCCCCAGUCACCCCCAUCCCCCAGCCAAGUGGCGCCCAAUAGCGGCAUCGGGCGUGAGGUGGCCAAGGCAUGGGAGAGCGCCAUCCGUCAGGCCCUCAUGCCUGUCAUCUUCCAGGAUGCCCCUCCAGCGGAAGGAAACACGACUCACAGACAAGCCUCCGUCAGCAUUUCUGUGUCUAACAGUCAAAUCCAAGAGAAUGUGGACAUAGGUACAGUGUACCAAAUAUUUGCUGAUGAAGUUCUGGGAUCUGGGCAAUUUGGAGUCGUGUAUGGAGGAAAGCACCGAAAGACUGGGAGGGACGUGGCCGUCAAAGUUAUUGAUAAGCUCCGCUUCCCUACUAAGCAAGAGAGCCAGCUGAGGAAUGAGGUGGCCAUACUGCAGAGUUUGCGCCACUUGGGUAUCGUGAACCUGGAGUGUAUGUUUGAGACCCCGGAGAAGGUGUUUGUUGUCAUGGAGAAGCUCCACGGUGACAUGCUUGAGAUGAUCCUCUCCAGCGAGAAAGGCCGACUGCCUGAGAGGCUCACCAAAUUCCUCAUCACUCAGAUUCUUGCAGCCUUGCGACACCUGCACUUUAAGAACAUCGUCCACUGCGACCUCAAACCUGAGAAUGUGCUGCUUGCCUCUGCUGAUCCUUUUCCCCAGGUGAAACUGUGUGAUUUCGGCUUUGCCCGAAUCAUCGGGGAGAAGUCGUUCCGCCGCUCGGUGGUGGGCACGCCGGCCUACCUCGCCCCGGAGGUUCUGCUGAACCAGGGCUACAACCGCUCGCUGGACAUGUGGUCCGUCGGAGUCAUCAUGUACGUCAGCCUCAGUGGGACGUUCCCUUUUAAUGAGGAUGAAGAUAUCAAUGACCAGAUACACAACGCCGCCUUCAUGUACCCUUCCAACCCCUGGAAACAGAUCUCCUGCGAUGCCAUUGAUUUGAUCAACAACCUGCUGCAAGUUAAGAUGAGGAAGCGCUACAGUGUUGACAAGAGUCUCAGCCAUGCUUACUUACAGGACUAUCAGACAUGGCUGGACCUGCGAGAGCUGGAGACCAAGCUAGCCGAGCGUUACAUCACCCACGAGAGCGACGACAGCCGCUGGCAAUCGUUUGCCCACCAGUAUACGCUCACGUACCCCGCCCACCUCGUGCCCCCGCCUCCAGCACCCCCUUCGGAUGACGACGAGGGCAGGGACGACGCGGAGGUGCAAGGCCUCACUGAGCGGGUUAGCAUCCUCUGAGAGUCCCGGAGUGUUUACACUGCCAUCACCAUAAUUAGCUGUAUGGCAGCACUUCAUUUGUAAAGUCUAAUUUCCUCCAAGCAGCCACAUUCAAAUCUUCUUUUGUAAUUGCUUUUUGAAACUUCAUAAAGUUCUGCCAGUCUUUGCAGAUAACCAGCAGAAUAAAUCAAAGAAAAUAAGUAAAGGUUUUGUAUAGUGAGAGAUAUCGCUAUAAAGUGCCUUCAGUGUCCUUGUCAAAAUUACUCAGUCAUUGGGAAAUGUAGCAGAACAAUGCAACUGAGUUCUUGUUAUAAGUGGCUAAAUAUUUUCACCAAACCAGUACAAUAAUACUGUAAGUCUCUUAAAAUGUGUUUCCUUCAUGUUCUUGUCUUUUUCUUUUUCUUUUCCCAUUGGAUAUACAUGAUUCUGAUGUGCCCCACACCACUGCUCUGUAAACAGUGUUUGUUGUAAGUGGUUCAAUGAUACUAAAUCAACAUUUUUUUUACAUGGCUUUACUGUCCACAACAAGUAAUGUGAGAAAAUUCCUGAUUUCUAUAUUAUAGUUUAAUGAUCUUGCUGAGCAUUUUGCAUGUAUCCCUGAAAUUGAGGUCUACCCUGUCGUUAAGAGUAACUGCCCCUUUAAGAUGUUUUCAGUGACAUUACAACCACCAUUUUGUCUUUCUUCAGUGGAAGCUGAAACAGUGGCUUGUUGUAGAUGUAUAUACUGUGUAUAUAUACACACACACUUAGUGUUUGAGCUUAACCAAUAUGCAUUUAUAUCAUCAUAACAUCUACUUAAGACAAUGAAUAUGAAGCUCAAUGGAAUGGAAAAUCUUAAUUUUUGGGGGGUGAAAUGGAGAGGUUUCAAAGGCACUUUAUGGUGAUAUUGACUCAUAGAACAGCUGAAAAAAAUUAUUACCAUCCAUUUUCUCCAUCAUAAUCCAUAAAAGGAACCAUUUCGAUGUAUUGUGUAAUGUAAUGAUCUGAAUCACAGGCCCACUUUUAAUGUUCAAAAAUAGCAAUUCCUUUAUGUGAUGAGGUCCUUUCAAGUGAGAUUUGCACGCUUGUGGUCAUUCCCACAAAAUGCAUGCUCAUAAUGGUCCUGUACAACUGGAAGUAUUGAUUUGGUGACAGAACAUCUUCCUGUAAUUCACACAAGCCACAAUCAUACUCUUUUUAGAACAUAUGUUUCUACCAGGAAACAGGGUAGUGCUUAUGUUUCCUAUUUUCUGCCCAUUCCUUGUACACAUGUACAAGAACGCUCCCCCGCUCCAUCGUGAUAAGGAUCUAGCUUUUGUGGUGUGGAUGUAGCUUGAUAAUCAAUUCUUUGUCAUGUCAACAGAUUGCAUGUUUUCAUGUAGUACAAUGAGGUAGACUCAGUGUAAAACAGUGUCAUUUUUUAUGAUAUAGUCCAUUAUAAGGAUGUGUACCUUGAGGUUAGUGUAGUGUCCAGUUUGUCUACAAAUGUGGAUGAUGAUUAUGCUAAACUUUGAAGCACAAUAUAAAGCGAGAGGAAUAUUCA